CAACACUAUUGGCUGAGAGCGCAGCUUUACCUGUGGGAAGGUGUGCCAACCAGACAGACAGCAGGAUGAAUUGUUCUUUGCUCUGAUCCACUUCGGGGAUUUGAAUUCAUGCCCUUAAGAUCAUGGAUCCCGUAGCGUCUUGGAGCACCGAGAGAGUCACCGAGUGGCUCAAAGGUCUGGAUGCUCCUCUGCAGCAGUACUUAUUUUCUGAGUGGCAGCUCUCUGGCUCAGAUCUGCUGCAACUUUCCUCUUCCAGACUGGAGAAACUCGGAGUGCAUAAAAUCGGACAUCAGGAGCUUAUACUAGAGGCUGUGGAAAAACUCUGUGCUUUGACAUACAGUGUUGGGGGUGACAGUCUGCGCAGUUUGACGGAGAAGCUGCGUGCAGUGGCUCACACUCUGCAGAUGAGCAUACAGGGGCGCUGGCGUGUCAAUGCCAUUGACGGACAGAGCGCUACCAAGCUCCCACAACAGGUACUGCAAGCGGUGGUGGACGUGAUCACAGCAUCCAAUGGACUUGCAUCUAUGCUCAGCAGGUAUCAGUUUGCACAGCAGACUGGAUACACGGCUAAUGAGAAAGUCACCACUUUGUGUAAAGAUCUGGAUACCACAGUGCAUAAGGAAACCGCUGUGUUUGAAAAGGAGAAGGACAUCAUCUCCAUAUGUCGUCAGUUGGUAUCAGUGUGUGAUGAGAUUUUGACUGUUAGUCCAUUUACUCUUCUUACCCAUACUGCACAGCUGGAGAGUGUUGAACUGGUCCCUGCCUCACCUGGAGAUCACGUGGGAAUUGAGAUCACCACCACAGGAUCCAGAAAUCAUUUUGUCACUGGAACAGCAGCUGAGUCUCCUACAGAGAUCUGCGAGAAGAUUUUAGCGGGAGAUGAGGUCAUUCAGGUCAACGGACAGAUAGUAGUUGGCUGGAGCAGGGCAAACCUUGUUAAAAAACUGGAGGAGAAUCCAAAUGGAGUAACUCUGGUUUUGAGGAGGCUUCCGGGUUUCCUGAAACGCAAAGAGAGCCAAGCAAAGUCUGAGAGAGAGGAGGAAGAGGAAGAAGAGGAAGAGAAAAACAGACAUUCUCUUUUUGGGAGGGUGGCAGCUUCAGUCCGAACUCUGUCCUUCAGCUACUGUGAGGACAUACGAGCACUCCGCUAUCUCAGUAGAUCAGCAUCAGACAGCACACAUUUCAAACGGGAAAAAUCAGCGCUCUCUAGUAAUCAAAGCUCUGAUGAACAUCAGUCAAUCACCUUAAAACACCACCGGCCAGGGCCAGACUCUCAGCGUGUGAGUCGAAACAGUUUGGAAGUCAGUUCAUCUGCAGAAAGAAGUCCGUCCCCACAAGACCAGGAGCUCAAACGAGCCAGCACCAGCUCCUGUCCUGACAUGGCAGGACUAAGAGAGGAAAAGGAGAACAAGAAGGUCUCUACUAAAGGAACACGGACAGCGAUGAGCCGCAGGAGGGUGUCCUGUCGUGAACUUGGCCGGCCAGACUGUGACGGUUGGCUCUGGAAAAAGAGAAAAGAAGCAAAUGUCUUCAUGACUCAAAAAUGGCAGAGAUUUUGGUUUGUCCUGAAAGGUCCUACGCUGUAUUGGUAUACCAGCCAACAGGAGGAGAAGGCGGAGGGCUUAAUCAAGAUCGGCAGCUACAAUAUAGAGAGCGCAGGAGAACACAAGAGGAAGUACGUAUUUCAAAUGCGCCACCAGCGCUUCCAGAAUUUUUUCUUCGCUGCUGAUAAUGUAAACGACAUGAGCAAAUGGAUUAAUUGCCUAAUUGCAGCCAUUCAGAAACACAAGAAAUAUGUCCAAAGUCAGCCAGACAGCGAAGAAGACUGUUACAGUGAAACUGAAUCUGAGGAGGAAUCAUCACGUUCACCACUUUCUCAUCGGAAGAAACUCAAUACGAAAACCCAAACUCAAUCAAACACUCUUCCUCGAACGAAGGGUAAGCAGAACAGGAUGUCAGAGCCAUUAACUAUUUCACAAGCAGGGGGCAGUAAAAUUCCAGGAAAAUUAGAUGAGAUGGAUGAAAUGUUCCAUAGCCUGAAGAAAGGAGGAGUGUCUCUGAUUGGUCAGAAUCAGCCAACGACUCACGACCAGCUUCGUAAAUCCUUCAUUAAACGGAACAAAAACCCUGUUAUCAAUGAGAAGAUACACACACUCCGUGCCCUCCAGAGCACACUCAAGGCGAAGGAGGCGGAGCUUCACCUGAUUAACAAGAUCCUAGAUGAUUCUGAGUUCUCAUCGCAGAAGUUCCGUCAGUGGAAGCAGUGCAAUGAAGAGCUGCUGCAGGACAUUGAGAAACAGCACAAACAGGCAGAGUCGCCAAGCAUAGACACCAAGUCCAGGACCAACGACGAGGCAAGCGGACUGUCCCUGAGCGAUGGAGAACAGUUGGUAGAUGCAGAGACACCUGACGACGGAUGCUUCACUCCUACAGAUGCACAGGUGCUGAUGCAAACGCAGACCACAGUCAUGGGUGAAACACCUACAGAGAGCUUCUUUUACAUAUGACACGUGUACAGCCACUUUCCAUCUGUGCUGGAUUAAGACAAAUCGAGAAAUAAAAGUGCAACACUGGGACAAAUGUGUGGAGCCGAAUUGCAGCCAGAUGGCACAGAGCGAUGGCCGUUUCACAGGAAGAAAGAUCUGUUAUCUGGAGCUUUUCAGCUUCUUUAGUACUAGUGUACAUUCACUAUAAACUGUCACUGAAUGUAUGAUGAACUACAACAUGCUGGCAAAAGAACAAAUUUAACUUUUAGGCACUUGCUAAAGAAUUUUGAUUAUAUUGAUACAUGUAAUUUUAAAAGUAUAUUUUAGAUUCAUUAUAUUAUUAUGCAUAUUUGUUUUUACUCUAGGUGUGCGUGUAAGGUUUGCUUAAAUAUGUAAAAAAAAAUGUUUUAUGAAUGUUUUCGGUAUGUUCAGACACGUUAGAAAAGAAAGUAUUUCUUUUAUAUGAAUUUAUCCUUUUUAUUUUGUAGAUAAUUUCUGACAUUACAGAUCCUGAAAACAAGUUUAUCAGGCUCAGAAAAAUAUAUUUCCUGAGGAAAAAAAAAAUGAUUACCUCAACCUCGCAAUGCGUUUGUAUUAAAUGCCCAGCGUUGGUCAUUUCCCCAGAAUCGCCACAUAGUGGCGCACUCUGUUUUGUUCACGAGGUGUAGCAUAUGCCACCUGUUCAGUCUUUCAGUGUUUUUAUUCCAACACUGUAUGCAUGUGUAUAAUGGCUGCAUGUGUAUAUAUGUCGUUUUAUCUGAAGCUUCUCUCUUAGUCUUUUUAUUUUAUUCUAAAAUAUCACUGGCCAAAUAGCAUGAUUUUUUUUUUUUCAGUUGAUCAAAAGACAAACUCUUGUAGACAAAUGCGAAACGCAAAAUGUUAUAAUAAUUUAUUUCACGUUGCUGUUUAAUUUUUUUGUUCAUAGACGUAUGUAUAGACAGAUCAAAAAUGUAAAAAGAAAUAGAAAUUUGAGCUUUGUCAUUUGCCUUAUGUUAAAAUGUACUAUUACUGUGUUUAUUUUGAGCAAACCUCACUGCAUCUGUUCCUCUUAAAUUGGUUUAAAUGCUCAUUAAAUAUUUUUUUGGGCAAAAAAUAACUAAUUCUGUAACACAUUACUUAAAGCCUUUAUAUAUAAUGCAUUAUAAAUGUAUGUUUAAUGGAUAAAUUAUGCCUUGCAAUGUGCCUUAUUUUUUUGUUUUAUUGUAACAUUUGAUCAAAUAUUAUAAAUCAGUAAAAUGUUUAAUUGUUUCAAUCUAAAACAUAUCCACAUGUUUAAAAAAAAACUCAAGUUUUUUUUUAAGUAUUUGUUUUUUCUCAUUUAAACUGCUGACGUGACCUCUUGUUAUGUGAACUCUUGUUAUGUGGGAAUGUACUGGUCAGACUAUGAACAUACCAAAACAAGCUGUUUAGUGUAAAAUCAUAAGUUAGCAUGACAAAGACAAACCAACAGGGGCAGAUGUGAUUCAAGCAGUCUGACUUUUCACACAACAUGAGAAGCAGGAAAAAAUGCUUUGAUACAUUUAAUAAGUACCCUUACACAUAGGCAUUACUGUCAAUCACACAUAUUUUGAAACAAAACUAUUUACAAGUACAGUUAGUAAUUAGUAACACAGAUCUAUAUAUCACAGAUGAAUACUGUUUGUCCAAAUAUUAAAAAUGUGUAUCAGUCAUAAGGCUUACGAAUUGACACAACACAUGUCUCACGCAUAAGUGGGAAAGGUCCAAAUUGCCUACAGCCUUGUGGCACUAAAAGCCUAAUUCUUACAUUUCAGGACAGCUUUGGAAAGAACAAUACAAUACUGUCAUGAUGAACACUAAAAUCUGCCACAAAAUAAAAGUUAUAAUUUUGAAGACUGUGCCCUCUGUCACAUUUGCCAACUGUCAUAGGGGAUGUUUCAUUUCAGAAAAGUAACCAAUUAAAAAA
Molecule: messenger RNA, 4410 nt
Organism: Pimephales promelas (fathead minnow)
Lineage: Eukaryota; Metazoa; Chordata; Actinopteri; Cypriniformes; Leuciscidae
Source: RefSeq, a predicted model, not a curated record